CCGAGAUCCACAUCAUUAUAUCGUGGCAGUUGCCCUUUCCCUUAUUUCAGAUUAUAUUUAAUUAUUUAUUAUGGAUUCUCGACAAGCUGGAGUACGACCUUUUGUCGUCUUCUGUGCCAUGAUUGCCAGUCUUGGUACAUUCAAUAGUGGUGUCAACACAAGUGCAUUAAAUAUUCCAAGUUACUACGUUCGUAAUUGUCCUGAUAGCGACGGUGUAACUUAUUACCCUGGUAGCUCACUACCUCAAUGUAUAAAAAUGGAUGAUUGGAUCUGGGGUGUAUCGACCGGUAUGCUCGCCUGCGGUGGUUUGUUCGGUGCACUUUCCUCGGGAGCACUGGCGGAGCGCUUUGGACGGCGGGACUCCAUGCUUAUGAUGAACAUUUGCUUUGUAAUUGGCGCGGUGCUCAUGUCGACGUCAACAACUAGUGCACAAUUUGCUGUCGGAAGAGUCAUUGUCGGUGCAGCCUCGGGUUUUAUGACCACGAUUGUAUCUGUAUAUAUCACAGAGAUUUCUCCACCAUCGCAUCGUGGUGUUCUAGUAGCUUUCUUACAGUUAUUCACGACAAUUGGAAUUUUUGCCAUUGAAGCUAUUGGUCUUGGUUUACGAUCACCUGUUGGAUGGCGCGUAGUGACCGUUAUUACUGUAGCACCAGCACUUAUCCAAGCUAUUGGUUUGCUCUUUUGUGCACGGUCCCCUCGAUGGCUGGUCAGUCAAAAUCGAGUCGAUGAAGCGCGUGUUGCCAUGCUUCGACUUCGCAAAGGCGCCAUCGAAGACGAGUUUGCAGAAAUGAGUAGCGGUGUUGUUGGCUCGCCGUCAUCUUCGCCGUCGGCACCUCCUCCUGAAACUACCGAAAAGGAUUCGUUGGCUGAUACGACUGUAUUUCAUGAAGAAUUACCAAAAGCCAAGCAAGACACACACCAUUUAUCAUUUUUCCAAGUAAUACGGAUCCGCAAACUGGCUAUUUUGAUUUUCCAGCAAAUGGUACUUCAUGCUGGCUCACAGCUUACGGGUAUCAAUGCAAUCAUGUAUUACUCUACGAGUAUUUUCGAAGUGUCGUUUGGCGAUAAUGCGGCUUAUGUGACGGUUGGGGUUGCUGCACUUAAUAUUUUUGCUACGAUUGUGGGUCAGCUUUUGAUCGAUCGAUUGGGUCGCAAGUUCCUUAUGCUUAUCUCGUCCGUAUGCAUGUGCUUAUUCGCAGCACUGAUGACUGUUGGUAUGGCGCUUGACAUUUCGGUACUGCAAGUGGUUUGCAUCAUGCUCUUUGUUGCGUCGUUUGGCAUCGGAUUAGGCAUCGUUCCAUUCUUGUUUACUGCUGAAUGUCUACCCACCUAUGCGGUUGGUGCAGGAUGCUCAGCCGCAUUAAUGUCGAACUGGUUUUUCAACUUUAUCGUUGGUUUGGUGUUCCCGACUUUACAAAGCGCGUGCGGGGACUAUGUAUUUCUGAUUUUCGUUGGGUUGACGUUCUUCUUGUCGUUGUUCAUAUUUUUCUUCACGAAAGAAACGAAGCGCAAGACUAUCGAAGAAAUCGGCCGUGAGUUGGGAUGGUACGAUUUAGACAUCCAUGGCAUAUUGUCCCCAUCGUCGCCUACUGAGGAUGGUAACGGUGCUGCUAUCGUCGAGAAUAUGCCUGCUGCUCCCACAACAACCGAGCUUAAAAACUAGAUUCCCCUUCCAGUCCAUUUCCAACCCACAAUUAUUAAAAAUGUCAACACUUGGUCGUGUUGUUGUAAAUACAAAGC
Molecule: messenger RNA, 1740 nt
Organism: Zychaea mexicana
Lineage: Eukaryota; Fungi; Mucoromycota; Mucoromycetes; Mucorales; Lichtheimiaceae
Product: major facilitator superfamily domain-containing protein
Exons: 4
Coding region: 71-1663 (530 amino acids)
Biological process (GO): monosaccharide transmembrane transport
Cellular component (GO): membrane
Molecular function (GO): hexose transmembrane transporter activity
Source: RefSeq, a predicted model, not a curated record